GUUCGACCUAUUUCCAGUCGAAGAUCCCCGACGAUCAAACGACACAUAUCUCCUUUGUGAAUGUCUACUCUAGCCGGCUUGUUCGUUCACCCUCGAGCGAUUCUUUCCGUUGUCCGAGGAACACUUGGGGGGUUACGUUAAGCUCUGCGCAAUAAGAAAUGUCAAUGUCUCAAGAGAGGAUUCCUGGCCGACUAUUCCGCGAUGGAACUAGGUGAGUUGGACGAUGUGCUGCGCGCCACUCGUCAGUUUCUCCGGCAAAGACUUCUCAUCUGCCUCUUUCGACGAGCGACCGCUCCUUACAACGUCUGUCUCUUCGUUCCUUGAGCGCGACACGUACGCCAGAAACGCGGCUUUUCACCGGUCGAAGCCGCUGGUUUAAAGAAGACCUCGUAAUCGUCACGUUGCAGAGCUAGUUUACAGAAGUAGGUCGCGUGUUACGCUCGAUUUCAGAGGAACGAGAGAUUCGAUGAUGCUAGAAGGUGGAGGUUUGAAGGUGUUGAAGAUGAGCUUUCCGCGAAGACGAUUGGUUCUCGUUGUGGAGACUGAGGAUUGGAACAAGGAUUCGUCGACGGACUAGAUCUGUGACUUUUGAGGUGCUCCAGCUGCACAGUAUCUUGGUAAUUAGGAUGUUUCCAUGCAGAAGAUGUUUUACCGAGAGAUCGUACCAGGAUUUUGCCUAAUCUGGACCAUCAGAAUCCUUUGUUUUCCUUGCUACGUGAAAAACAGCAUAUUAUCAGAAAUAAAUAUUUUCUCACGCCUUCCAAUUAUUUUCAUUUCUCUUGCAUCGUGCAAGUAUUAUUUUACAUCAUCCGCUUGAGUAAAAAAUAUUGUACCAUAUUUUACUCGUUUCAUUAGAGAAAGUAACGCGAUUGCUUGAUCGAUGAAAAUUAUACGGGACUUUCGUUGAGGGAUUAUGAGUAGGGGUCUACGCGUUCCCGCGAGCACCCCACAUUACCAAAAAUUUAGCGCACAAAUACUCACAUUAGGAGUACUUACAGGCUUCAGCUUGUGGCCUCAUGCCUGGGGGAACCACCUCGUUGAUCAUGGUAUCCCCUACGCCAGGUUAGUAUGGUACACGCCGAUUACCGGCCCAGUGAUUAGCACCAACGAUACCAUAGUUACUUUCGAGAAAUCUUUGAAACCGAAACUCUAUCCGUCGGCAAUCAGGUGAACUAUCUAUAAUAACUGAAUAACGAAUAGUUCGAUCUAGUUACCAGGCGGCUGAGGAAAUUCUCGCGCUUCAAUUUGGCGCAAUUCAGUUUCCUCUGUUCUUCGUGAAACUUUUACGACGCUGUAUGGUGAAUAUAAAGAAUUUGCAACACUUUAUUUAUUUUCUUGUUUAUGUUCUUAUUUAUCUUAUGUUCAGUUUUCUUGUCUUACAUCGAGUACAAUAGAUUCAAUGGAAUGAAGAAUCAUUCUUCAUCUUUCUUACAGCGAUUCAAGGUACGGACCAAUCGCAAGACACCAAUCAUUUUUAUUUAUUGUUCUCGCAUUUGAAAUUAAUUCUAUAUUCGUUCAAAGUUGCACAACAAUUCCAACAAGAUUCACGGUCAAUUGAAACUAAAAAUUCCAUGUUUUUAUUGAUUCCUUCUCAUCCAAGACAAUUCCUUUUCUCGCGCAACAGUCGUUUCGUAGACCUUCGAUGAAAUUUCACAGCGAACAAAUAUGCAUAGGAAAUGUAUGGCCGCGUUUCACUCAAGAGAAACCGGAGCCAGAGCGUGUAAUUCCUGAAUCGACGCGUGCAGCCACCCCGUCUACCGGCGAAAUUUCCUGCCUAAAUCGGGGAUAUUGUGAGCUUGAUUACUUCGAUAUAGAUAUUGCGUUACAGUCAUGGCUGGGGGCGUGUAAUCGAACUACACGGAGUCUCGUAAACUCGAUGAACUUGAAAGACGAGCCAACGUCGAAGUCUUGAACUUCUGACGGCGUGCAAUGUUAGCACUUUGCCGUCGAGUUUGCGGCCUCGCUCCUCUCGCUUCUUGUCUCUGCCGCCAGGCUACUGUUGCUUCUGAUCCGACGAUUUCCCCCUGGUAAUUGAUUUCCCGUGUGUAAACCUGGUCAAAGGUGCUCGAUGGUUCAGUGAAGUUUUAACAUUUCUUUGACGCGAAGUCAAGAAUCCUGCAGAGAAAAUGUUUGCUGUACGUUUUUCAAGCAGAGAGUAAUUAAUACGAACUGGAUAAAAAAAAUAGUCAAAUAGCAAAGUGGCAAUUUUACAAUUAUGUAUUUAUAUUUUUAUUUGCCAUUGCUUCAGGUUUAUUGCGCUUUUUCGCCAAAACAGAUUACUAACUAAUUAAUAAUUAUUAUAACUAAUUGAAAAAGAAGCUGAAACGUCUAAGAACCAGACGAAUACAACGAUAUGCUCGAACCAUUGAACGUUUGACGGGCACGCGAGAAAAACGGGCCACCCCAUUGAUAGCCCAUUAAUUCCCAGUAAUGAUCCAAUUACCACGCCAAAGUCGGUCCUUUAGAACACCUAUUCACCACCUUGGAGCGUGUUCGUGCGCAUCAGUCACGUUCCACAGCAUUGAGCAACAUCCAAGUGUACCCAGCCUAACCGAACCGCAACCAGACCACCGUUGCAAAUCAACCCCCGCCCUCUCAACAGGUCCAAAUAUUAAUUCAAUAGGACUGGUCGUCGUAGUAACGGUAAACAGAGGUUCGCUCUCUUUGACCCGCCAAGGAUCGCAGCGUUAAACGUCCAUCGUUUCAACGUUUCUAACCUCCAAUCGAACGAGAUGAGUUUCUUCAAGGUGGAGGAGACGCAAUGCGGUCCUCUGAAGCCAAGGAAGUAUCCCACGGUUGCAAUUGGUAGUCUGAACGCGCCUUGGGGAUACAGAUUGCGCGAAAGAUCGGGUUGCAAAACAGUGAAGAUCCCGGAAUCGUACGAGGAACAUCGACUGCAGAAGGAGAGGGAGUAUGAACAUUUGACGAAAAUUCUGGAGUUCGAGAACCAAACGAACAGCAAAAUCAAGAAGAAGAGCGUGUGGCAGCGAGUUCAGCAAGGUACUUGUGAGGGACGUCUCAUCUCGAAUCCUUUUUCUCCAAUAAAAUUACUGUCAAGAACCGAUGAUUCUCCAGGAUUAGCAUCCUUCGAGGACGGCGUGAAUGCGCGGCGAGAAAAACUUCGCGAGUUACUGUUGAAAGAAGAGAUGGGGCUGAUUCACGAGGUGAUAUACCAGGCUCAGCACGGCGACGACGCGAGGAUGGACGACAUGCAUCGUUCGAUAGAAGAAAUCCGCAAAGAAGAGGAAGAGAAACGUUUAGCAGUGGUAGCUGCGAAGAGAAUGCAACAGUAUAUAGCCCAAUGUCCAGAAAUUCGUAACAGCCGCUCGAAGAAAUCAGUGAUCGAUGCAAAACAGGGAAAUUUGGCCCAAAUGGCGGCUAACGAAGCCAAGAGACAAGCAGAUAAAGAAUUAGACAAUCUUUGGCACCAGUUGAUGUUGAAGGAAGUGGAAGCGAAGAAACAGAGAGAGGUCGAGGAAGCGAAAAGACGUUGUCUAACGGAACAAGUGAAUAUGACCAUCCUGGCGAACCAAGUAGCAGGAAAGUUAGCUCUGGAGGAGCAAAAGAAGCAAAUACAUAUGGAAGACAGAGAGCAUAUGCAACGUCUGAUAGAGAAACUUCGCGAAGAAGAACUUGAGAAGCUCGAGAAAGAACGUCAGAAGAGAGAGGAGCUGAAGAAGGAUCUACAGGAACAGAUUCUGGUAGCCAAGCGGAAGUUAGCCGAGCAGGCACGCCACGAAGCGGAAAUGGACCGCUUGAGAGGAAUCAUCGCUGCGGAGGAAUUAGCGAAAGAGCAGUCCGCCAUCAAAGAGUCCAGUGCCGCUCUUCGUAGAGAAUUACUCGCUUACAUCGAAUAUUUGGAAGAUUUACGGAAAGAGGAAGCUAGAAGAAACUUGGAAGUGGAUAAAAUAAUAGAAAAGUCAAUGCAGGACACUGCUUGCAAGCGAAAUCUUGCAGUACAGAAAUUCAAAGAGGCUAGAAUAAAGAUUCUACAGGAUGUUCUUCGAGGUCGUGAGGAACAACUGAGGCUAAAGUCUGAGAAUGACAAGAAGGAGAUGGAAGCGCGUCAAUUGGAAAAGGAAAUGCUGGAGAAGCAAAUAGAAUCGGAGGCCAAGUUGACUGCUUAUGCAAGAAAAGAAAAGAUGGAGAAAAUGUUGUCUUAUAGAAAGGAUUUGGAAGAACAAUGGAAACGGGCCGAGGAUGCGAAACGUAGAGAAGCUGAAGAAGAUAAGAAGAUGUAUUUGGAAGAAAUUAAGCGGCAAGAAGAGUAUCAGAAAUUGACAGAGGAGUUGUUGGAAGCUUCUGACAAUGUUACUCCGCACCCGUUUAAGAUUUUGCUGAAGGAAUGCGCGGCUCGUUAUGCUGCAGAGAAGGAAGGACAGUGUUACUGUCCACCGCCGUUAUCCGAAUAGAAUUAAUAAUGCAAAUUUUAAUAAUCGAAGGUAUAUAAUAUAUAUUUUGUCAUAUUAUAAAGUAACGUAAUUGACGUCUGAAGCGUGAAUUUUUGUUUUCCCGCUCCGGAAGGAUCCACGAUUCACGUGGUGAUCCAUUCGAGCUGCGCGCACCAUCUAUGUCAUCGUCAGAGAAACGUUGAACGCGCUUGUCGCUAUGGUAGAACUCUGCUUCGCUAUCGAUCAUUCUCCUUUUUUCCGUUUUUCACGGCGCGCAACUUGGUGGCGCGAUAUUUAAAAAUACCGGCAAGGGUUAAAAGUAAAAAUCAUUCAAAAUAAACCUGUCGGCCGACGCAGACUUUCACGCUCGUCGCGUCGCUGAAAAUAAACUUGCAAAAUAAACUGGCAAGAAUCAGUGGGCAGAAAAUCUGCAGCUAAAGCAGCCAGUCACACGGAGUAAUAAUAAUCAUCGCGAUUCGCGGUAAACGAGCGUGUUAUAAAUUCCAUCGAAUUAUACGAAACGAUGAAAUAAAACCGGCGUAAAAACCAAGCAUCAGCGCGAAUCGCGUGUAAAUAAUUCCAUCAUCGAUGCGAAUUAUUUUCAGCGACGCCGUGGCCGCAAUUCGCAUUAAAAUAAUUACGCGCCCCGGGUUCAAGUAUCGUUUUUUUCCCUUUCUUCCGCGGCGAGAUUUAUACUUCGCUGAAAAACUGAUUCGUUCUCGCGCUUCGGGCUCUCAGCGAUUUUUUUCUGCCCCAUCCUUCGCUCUCCUUUUUUUUUUAUCUUUUCUCUCCGUCUUUUUUAUCUGUUUUAUCUCUCUUUUUUAUUUUUUAAUACAUAUUUACAGCGGCACUCGUUGAAUCUCCCCGAGUCCCUCCGCAGCUACCUUCGGGCGGUCGCUUUGAAAUUCACGACGAACCAGCCUGACGUGCAAAUUGACACGCCGAUUGGAUUAAAUAACAUAACUUGUCCGGCCAGGACGCGCCGCGCGUAAAUUACCAGCCGUUUCGUUCGAUUACUGGAAAACACGCGACGUGCUGAAAAGGAGAACGGAUUUAAUGAGCGUGCGCGCGCGAUCAAAAAUUAGACACGAAUUAAUCGCUCCAAGACCCAUCCGCUUGACGAUGAUUUAACGAACUCUUCGAGAAGAUGCAUCGCACCUUCCUUUCUCUCUCGUGCCUGGUUCUCUUUCAACGCCUGCGUACUGCUUAUCGAUAAUUUAAUCGCAUCAAUUCUUGAAGAAUACAAUAUCGUAGAAAUUGAGUAUGUGGUUAUUAAAAAGAAAGGGGGAUAUAAUUCCUAGAAAGUUCGAAUCUUUAUUUUACGUUUCAAUAUUAGGAUAUCACGAAGGGUUAAAAUGUUGCCUCUUUAUGACUCGCAUAAUAAUGGUUCUUUUUUUAACAUUUCUGAAAUAGUACCGAGUUUACGAUGUCGUUUACCUAGCCUUCGUACGACCUUGAGCAGCGUAGAUCAGAUAAUAUUUUUUUAUCUCGCCCGCAGGCGUUUCGUUAUAUCUUCGAAAGCGACGAAGGUAUUCGAGAUAUUCCUGAUAAAUGAUACAAUCUGUAUUUCGUAUUAUGUCUUGAGUAAUACCGCGAAGAAGGCUACCCUUGUUCCCUUUACCACGGGAGAAGCUGCUACAAUAAUGCACUUUCAUGUUUCCGCUCGCUGCAAAAUUGCUCUUUAUGGUCACCCAGCGAAGGUAAUUUCCAGCAGGAAUUUUAAGAUUAAACGACGCAACCUUCAACCCCUCUCAAUUUUUCCCUUAUCGAGCUACGUAGUAUUCCCUUAACAACACACCGCGUGGGUGGUGCUGAACUUGCCGUGCAAGGUAUCCAACAAAAGCCGCAAAUAGAAACAGUAGUUCCUCGGACAAUAAACCACUUAACUUUUAGCUUUCUAACAGACGCAAUUCAAUUUCCCUUUCUACAUUUGCAACCCAGUUUGGCGCAAUAAAUCCAGCAAGUUCAGUUUGGUUUCUCCGAUGGAACCCAUAAAAAUCCCUUCUGUCCAGCCCUUUAGCGAGCUCGGAGAAGCUUCACGAUAUAGCUGAAACGCCCAACAGCUAGUCCCAUGUAUAUUAAAACGCAUCCCCGUUGCUAUAUUAAAAUAUUUCCGUUCGGUCGGCGAGCACGUCCCAUAAUUCCUGCGGGUGACGUGGUGUAGUUGCGAAAGCGUUCACCAAAGUGGAAAGCCGGAAGUCGCUGGCGUACGGGGGUGGACGCGUUUCCAAGUCGAAGCCGCUUAACGCGGAAUUUCAAACACGAAUACGGUUUGACGCGGUUACGCUCGCGUGUCUUCGAUGUGACGCGACUCCUCCGUUCGUUUCUCGAUUAUGGUCGUUCGUUUUUACGCAGUUAUCUUUAUAACGUCGUAGAAACUUCCUCUUCGUCUUGCCUCUCGACUUUCGAGGCCAGCCCCUUUAUCGACUCUACCCCUGCUUCCGCUUCUCAGCCAGGCUUUCUUUUUUCUUUUCUUAUUAUUUCCUCUUUUUUUCUUGGCAGACUUCACCCUUUGCGUGUUUUUUCUCCUUGCACGCGCAAAGACCGUCGGAGCGACUAAUUGAUUAGCGAUAGCGAUAACGGUCGAAGGGGUGACUUUAGAGGGAACUAGGCUUGGAACGGUUUUUUUUUAAUAUUCAUUGAAAAAUAAAUGCACCGAAACGGUGGUAUUGUGAUUAUCGCGUUUCUUGACGUUAAAUAAGGAUUUAUAUGCUUUUGGGAUUUUUACAUUCUCGUGUAAUAAUUGAAUAGUCGUGGAGGAAUCGAUGGAAUAAUUAACGGGGGCGCGAUAGUCGAUAAGCAAGUUUUUUAAAAUUUGCAGGGAAGUGGAUUAAAAAUUUAUUAAAACAUUUCUCGGAGGAGCCUGAUUGGCCCACGUGGCUCUAUUUAUUACGUGCGCAUUAAAAUAUUCACUCGAACGCUUCUCGCGACAGAGUUACUAUCACCGAGGUCCAUCGACUGGUUAAUCGAUUAGUUGGUCUACUUAACCCUUUGUCAGACUCAAAAAACAACUCCAUAAAGGAAUUUACUUCGCUCCGUGAACGAACCGCUGCAAAACACGGGAAUAAUUUAUCGUUUCUUCACUGCUUCCUUAAAAACAGCGAACUAAUUGGCCAAAAAUUUACGCCUUUGAUGAAUUCUCUAGUUUCGUUAUUAAUCUGAAAUUAUGCUUGGUGGUUAGCAUAAAAUGUUUAUAGAAUCGUUCAAUUACGCAUAGAUCGUGCAUAUCUAUG
Bombus impatiens (common eastern bumble bee) is the source of this 7624-nucleotide messenger RNA. RefSeq names its product trichoplein keratin filament-binding protein-like. The transcript has 2 exons. Lineage: Eukaryota; Metazoa; Arthropoda; Insecta; Hymenoptera; Apidae. The coding region runs from base 2733 to 4412 and encodes 559 amino acids. The record is from RefSeq and is a predicted model, not a curated record.